AUCAGCGGGUUUACCAACCGCCGUUAGACAACAAAGAAGAGUUUGACCCUCUGAUAUGUGCUUCCUGUCAGGUUAUGAUAUGUUUGUUAGAAGUCACGUUUUUGUGAAACAGGACUGAGUUUAAAUUGGGUUUAAAUCUUCGCUGACAUGCUUUCAACGCUUUCUACGAUACGGAGUGCGAUUUUAGGGUAAGUCACAUAAACGGUUUUAAUCAUACUUGUGGAACAGUUGUCUUCGAUGAUCUGAAAUGGAUAGAGGGGAAUGAUCAUGUUUAGAGUAUAGUUCAUUUUUUCAUGAAAGUAGGGUUAUAUGUGGUACUUAGAGGAAAAAGGGGAGAAACUAGGACUGCAGGAAGGCUGGUUUUGCACCUUGACACUCUGGCUGUUGAGCCAAGCUGUUGUGAUUUACAGUGACCUUUCUACAACAUCAUGAACUAACCCAGUACAACAACUCAACCAGAAAAUGUACUUUUUACCAAACCACUCACUGACCUCUGUAUUUAUUUACAAAAUGGAAUAUUGUUGUUGUAAAUUCCUACUGUAUGGUAUGUGAACUACAGGGUAUGGUGGCCUAGAACCGCCACUGCUGCAAAUAAAAUUAAAAAAAAGAAGUUACCCAUGCAAAAAAAAAAAAAAAAAAAACUGAUGCCCACUACAAACAAAAAAGAAAUGUUGCAAAUUAAAAAAAAAAAAAAAAAGCCACAACAGAAGUUAACGAUACAACAAAGUGGCAAUGCAAAUAUAAACUUUUUUUUUUCUUUUUUUGCGUCGUUAACUUCCGUUGUGACCUUUUUUUUUUCUUUUUUUUUUUUGCAUUCUAUUUUUAUUUGCAGCAGUGGGGGUUCUAGGCCACUGUAAUAGGGUACCCAGCAGUACAGUAAUAAGUGAUUUUCUAAAACCCAAGAUCAGAUGGAGCUUUAUUAUUUGCAGCAUAGAUGUAUUGAUACAUUAAUGCAUCAAACAAUUCAACUUAUUAAUUUGGAAAGUACCAUUUAAUGAGUCAAUGUGCACAAUGCCUCCUUUUUGUAUUCAAGUCCACAUUCUUUUUCUCUUGACAUUUCACUCAGUAUCUGAACUUACAUGCAGAAAUUUUGCUAAAUCGCAACUUGAUGGUAAAAGUUUUACACUUUCAUGUUAAACACAUAUAUAAUCAGCCCUCCUUCACAUAACCCCAGAAAGCACCUCUGAGGGAUACAUUAACCCACACAUGGACACAGCACUGGUAUUUACUGUAUAUUUUGUAUGUGUUGUCAUGUUCUUCUCAUUCUUACCAGGACAAGUUGUUCAUCAGUGUUAACACUUCGUGCACUCACUUCAGCGCCCGACCCAGCAUCUCUAUUCUGCAACCAAAUCCCUCAGCUUAACUCCAACAGGGCAUCUGUGGUGCGCAGUAGUCGGCAAAAAAAUGAAAGGAUGUAUCAGGUGAUGCUGGUCCAGCCCAAUGGAUCCACCGUCAACAUCAGAUACAAAGAACCCAGACGCAUCCUCAUGGUUUGUACACUACCUGUUUCAUUACUUCAUUACUUGUUACGUUUAGUGCUGUAAUGACAACUGAUUUGUUCCGAAUGAAUUCCAGUUACAAGAUUUCAGUUCAUUUACAUGGUUCACUACAUUAUGUCAUGAAAAGAUAGUGUAAAGUAAGCUUUUAUUUUGGUGGUGGACAUUAACAAUCCCCUCACCAUGUCUGCAUAUGUCAUGUUUGUAGACUACGGAGGAGAAUUAUUAUCUGCACUUUGCCAAAAUUACCUUUGCAUUAUGUUUGAUUGCCUACAUCCAGAGAGAACAACCACAUGAUGCACAGCUACUAGAAACACCUACUGACUGAAGGACACACGUGAACACAACGAGUACUACAACAAACCCCAUCAACUGUUUCAUAGAGCAAAGCAAUAAAAACAGACAGGUGAUUUAGUACAUCCAGCUGUUUGCUCUGUUCUUAGUUUCUGGGAGCACGUCUUACUUUCAUAUUAAGAUUUUAGAUAAAUUAUGGGAUUAUGCUUAGUAAAACGCAAAGGGGAAUAAUCAGACCCCAGUGUAUCCAAGGAUCAUCAAAUUGACCAUAUUUACAACAUUUCACUAGUUCAAGUUUGAUGAGUCCAAAAGAUACCAGCACACCAGUCAAUUUGCCGCAUAUAGAAAUGUCAUAAUUCAGAAAUUUCUUUUUUGGUCCUUUAACUGGUGUUUUUUUUUUUUUUGUGCUUUACUAGAUGCCGGUCAACCCGUUAGCUCUGUCCGAAGAAGAGCGCCGAGCUCGCCAGAAAAAGAGACAAGUGAAGAAAACAGUACAACAGAAAGCCAUCACAUAUGAAGAUGACUUCAAAGCUGACAAAUACACCCAGUUUUGGAAGAAGAAAUAAUGUUCUUAUUUGGAUAUAAACUAUUUAAGUUCCAUCAAACCAAUAUCUCUGUGACCUUUUCUUUGUCUUUUUAAACUAAAUCGUAACAAAAUAUUUAUUUUUCCAAAGCUUUAAAUAGCAGGCAAUAAAAUCCAGAAGGAAGAACUAUAGGAGGAAGACUUAGAAUUUCUCUUGUUUUUCUCUUUUUAUUCCUUAAAUGUUCUCUAGAAUAAACUGACAUGUUCCUACCAGACCAAGAAACUGCAGCCAAGUUACUAGCCUGGUUUCUUUCCUUUUCUUUUGUUUUUUUUUUAUUUUAUUUUAUUUUGUUUUCUUUUUUAUCUAUUUCUUUUUUUAUUUUAUUUUAUUAUUAUUUUUUUUUUUUUGGGGGGGGGUUGAUAAAUGAAGUCACACUACAGAGUAUUGGAUACUGGAUACAUGUAUAUUCUAAUGUCUAAUCUAUUCUAGAGGUUAGGAGUCGGAAGUAAAAAGCAAUUACACACAACAUCAUAGUAAUUCAAAAUCAUAGUUUUAAAUUAACCCAAAGACACUGAAGUGUAAAGUUUUAAUGUUUAUUAUAAAGUAUUCCAUGUGAAUGCAGCAGAAAAAACUAAUGGUGAUUUUUCCAAACAUAGAGUUUGUCCAUCGGAUGUCGAGCAACAGCAAGUCACUUGAAUGUGUUGAGUAGUGAUUAUGAGACUGAUUUAACAGAAAUGUUACAUAUGAAGACAGUUUACCAGUUAAGGCUUUACAGACAAAAAGAACCAAUGCUUGUUGCACCUUAAAAGGUGCCGAGCCCGUCUUUUCAUAUAAAACACAAUAACGUGUGGAGUAACUGUCAUCUGUGAUGAAUCUGACUGCUGAGUGAUAAAUGGAAUUUAAGGGAGCAAAAGAAGAGAAAAAAAAUAACAGAAAUUCAUACAAUGAAACAAAUGAAAACGGAGAGUCAACUGGUAUGAAUGGGCUUACAAGAAAUUUAGUUGUAUUUAGUGUAUUAUUUUAAUAUUUAAAGACUAAAAUAAACUAAAAAAAUGAAA
Xyrichtys novacula (pearly razorfish) is the source of this 3372-nucleotide messenger RNA. NCBI's taxonomy places the organism in Eukaryota, Metazoa, Chordata, Actinopteri, Labriformes, Labridae. The record is from the annotation of a GenBank genome assembly.